Dermacentor andersoni is the source of this 5089-nucleotide messenger RNA. The record is from RefSeq and is a predicted model, not a curated record. NCBI's taxonomy places the organism in Eukaryota, Metazoa, Arthropoda, Arachnida, Ixodida, Ixodidae.
CGGAGGACUUUGAGACCACGCCUCGUCUCCAAAGCACCCAAUUAGCAAACGCGCGAACUGGUCCGUGUUGAGGUGCUAAUUAGGAGCUGACACAGUCCCAGGUUACGCUAACCAUACUAGAUAGCGACGCCAUAACCACGCUCAAUGCGGAAGGCAGUGGAAGAGUCAGACACAUGCGCUGCACGAAUGACGCAUACAUGUCUACUAUACAAUUGUUACGUUUCUUUUUAGCUACAGCGCUUUUGCAAGCUAAACGUCCGCGUACAAGAGUGCACACAACUAUGAAUCUGCUCUGCGCAGUGAACAGGAAAACUUGGCGCGGACUCUUAUUGCGCGAUAAUAUAUCAUUGCUCCCGCUUCCACGUACGCAUGCGAAUCGUCCGACGCCUCACCAGAAAACGCGUCAGCGAGGUCCUGCGCAAGAGCCCCGAACAGACGACGCAGACAAGUGAAGCUCCAUGGCACCGUGCCAUGCGAGAAUAUUGCACGCUUUUUGAUCAGGUCCGUUUACUAUUAAUCCCUCCUCCUUUUUCGCCGGGAUUCAUCAGCGUGCAAGGGUGCGCAGUCGCCUGUUUAUCGCCGGUGGCGAUUGCCCAUCGCCGAUGCAAGUUUCCCGCUGAAAGCGCCGGGAGUGUCUCUCUGGGCGACCGGUUUGACGCACUGGGCUGCGGCGACAAGCAGCAGCAGCAGCAGCAGCGCGGUUCGCUUGGUCUCCUGCGGCGCAACGAGUGAACGUCGACAAACCGUAUACGUGCCAGCGCGCGCGUUCGCGCUAUUUCCAAGUGUCCUGGUGUGACUAUGCUGUUGACAUCGCCAGCGAGAGCAGUGGCCGUGGCCGCUACGAUGGUCUUGACCGGGCUAGCAACUGUAGACGCCGCGGUGAGAGUGAGGAGGGAGUCGUGUCGAGCGCGGCACCUCGUCCGGGUCGACGAGACGACGGACGGUCGCUGCAUGCCCUUGCACGAGUGCCUACAGUCGCUGAAGGAUGUGGGCAGACUCAAGUUCCCCAUGUUCUGCGGCGUGCGGGGCCUGCUGCCCGUCGUGUGCUGCCCCAACAAGGACCCGCCUCCAACGCCUGCCCCUGCACCAGCAACUCCUCCACCACCGGUGCCAACUCCAGACCGUUCUCAACCAGUCGUCGGAGAACCGCCUGCAGGGACUCCGUGCACGGUGGCCGAGUCCGGCCUGCCGGGCGCGUGCGUUCCCCUGGACAGCUGCGGGCCGCUGCAGGAGCAGGUUCGGCAGAAGAAGUUCCCGUCGCUGUGCGACCUGAAAGAGGGCGUCGCGUACGCCUGCUGCCCACGAGCCCAGUCGCCGAGCCGGAUGGUGAUGACCACGCCCAUUCCGCCCACGCGACCCCCUCUGGACAGAGCCGUAAAGAUCGCCGGACUCAAGUACGAGAACGGAAAAUACUGUGGCAAGACUCCUAGUAAACCUGGUCAUAUCGACUUCAGACCAGUCGUGAAAGGUGGGAAGGACGCAGAGCUUGGUUGCUAUCCGUUUAUGGUGGCCGUAUUCCGGGACAGUGUGAGGGUGCUGAACUUCUGGUGCGGAGGAACUUUAAUUUUGAGAUAUGUGGUCCUAUCGGCUGCUCACUGCUACUAUGGCGACUUGCGUGACACGCGAUACGUGGUCCGCAUCGGAGGCGUCAGCAUAUCGGACGCCAGCACCGAGCCCUUCGUGGAGCGCCAAGUGGAAUCGGUUCACGUGCACCCGGACUUCGACGACCGGUUUCACUACAACGAUGUGGCGCUUCUCUUCCUCAACCGAUCGGCGCAGCAGCACAUCACGAAGCCGUUCGCCUGCCUGCCCGAGCCGGGCUCCGUGCCCGAUUCGCAGCACGCCACCGUGCUAGGCUGGGGACACGACGAUUUCGGAGGAAGACUGCAGACGAUUCUCCAGGAGGCCAGGAUACCGCUCGUCGACAAUCCGUCUUGUGAGCGUGCCUAUAAGAAGCUGGACUCAUACGAGACCAAGUUCCCUCGCGGCAUCAACGACGACUUUCUAUGUGCCGGGAACAUCACGGACGGUGGUGUCGACGCCUGCCAGCAAGAUUCGGGUGGACCGCUGGUGAUGAACUCUACCCGGGACGGACGGAAUUUCUUCGAAACUAUCGGCAUCGUCUCGUUCGGCGUCGGUUGCGGGUCCGCCGCCUACCCUGGCGUCUACACAAGAGUCUCAACAUACGUGGACUGGAUACUCAACGUCAUGGCAGACGUCAUACCGGACAAACGAAUAUACGUUUUGACCAGGGGCCCGUGUCGCGCCAGGCACCCGACGAAAAACUUCGAGCUGACCGACGGCCGCUGCAUGCCGGUGCACGAAUGCCUGCAAUCGUUGAAGGACGUGGGCCGCCUGAAGUUCCCCAUCUUCUGCGGUGUCGAGAUCCUCCUGCCCAUUGUGUGCUGUCCGCUCAGGAACCGUCCGCGCGGGACGACGGCGACUCCUAACGAACAAGUCGCCGUGACACCACCACCGGCGUUGCCAACAAUGGACCGAUCUGAAGCAGUCAUCAGCGAACCACAAGAAGAGCCACACCGCUUCGCGCUAAGUAGCCAGCCGGCUGUUCCUGUCGUUUUUUCCGGAUCAGCAGAUGAACCAUCGGCUGAGUGCGAGACACCCAGUGGCCAGCAGGGCGCCUGCCUGCCUUUGGAGAGCUGCAUGCCAUUGCGCGAACAAGUGCUCCGCAAGGAGUUCCCACCACUGUGCGACCUGCGAGGCACCACGCCGUACGCCUGCUGCCCUGCGAGGCUCUUCCGCCAAGGCUCGCAUCACAUCGAUGCCGUAGAGACGACUCCUGCUCCACCAGACGAUGACAUGUCGAGUGCGGCCGUCAACAGAGCCAUUCGCGUGACGCAGAUCAUGCUCGAGAACAACCGGUAUUGUGGCAAGACACCCGCGCAACAGUCUAUGCGGCCAGGGAGGUACACUCCUACCGUGCUUGGAGGCCGCUCUGUAAACCUCGGAAGGUACGCUUUUGCUGUGGCCAUAUUUCGAGAUGAAGUGAAAAUCCUGAACUACUGGUGCGGCGGCACGCUGAUAACUUCCCGGGUCGUCCUCUCUGCUGCCCAUUGCUUCGUAUAUUCACUGAACGACACCAAGUACAUCGCACGAGUUGGCGGCGUCAACAUAUCGGACGUGAGCAACGCCACGUUCGUGCAGAGAAACGUGGCGUCGGUGCACCUGCACCCGGAGUACAACGACCGGCACCACUACAACGACGUCGCCCUGCUGCUGCUCGAUUUGCCCGCGCGACAGCGAGGCGUGCCACAGCCGUUCGCUUGCUUGCCGGACGCCGAUUCGGCCGCGACAGUGCACGGAAUAGCCACCGUUCUGGGCUGGGGACACAACGCCUUCGGUGGCACCCUGCAGACUGUCCUCCAAGAAGCGCAGGUUCCUCUUGUGGACAACGCCGCAUGCGACCGCGCGUACCACUCCUUGGGUAGCUACGACCGCGAGUUUCCGCACGGCGUCAACGAGCACUUUGUCUGUGCCGGAAACACUACGGACGGUGGCGUAGACGCCUGCCAGCAAGACUCUGGGGGCCCGCUGGUCGUGAACGUGGAUCGUGACGGCGGAACCUACUACGAACUCGUCGGCGUCGUGUCCUUCGGUGUCGGCUGCGGCUCGGCUGCCUUCCCAGGGGUGUAUGCUAGCGUGUCACAUUUCAUGCCCUGGAUUCUCAAUGCGACGGCCAACAUCAUUCCCGAGGAAGCGUACGACCGCACAAAUUUCAUCUGAGCACUAUGCAAUGGCGUCUCAUCAUCUGAAAGACAUUGCUCAAGCAGGAUCUUGUUUUUGGCAAGUUGGCCAUUCGUGUCGAAGGGCAACACGUAGCGCGAGACAGCGAGGACAGCAACGUAUGUAGUGUACCUUCCGUGAAAUACGAAAUAGAGUCGUAGGACAUAGAGUAAUAGAAUAAUGGAACUACCAAUUGGAGCUGGCAGUUGGUAGUUGAGGCCAGCUCUUACUCAAUGUUCAUGUCCUCGUCGGUUUACGCCACUUAUUGCCAUUCGACAUAAAAGACAUUUAUCCUGCGCCUGAUGGCACAGAACGCGCCUGCAGGUGUCAUAGGCAGGUUUUGCUGGUUGCGCGAAUUCAAGACUGUACCGUUUGUCGGUUUCACCUGAUGCACUGGAACUAUUGAGGAACCAAACUGAGCUGCCGCUCCACCCGGUGUGACCCAAGUGCCCAGGCCUGGCUUCACCUAUCACUGGCGCGCGUUGAACGGUUUACGCCUUCGUACCACGGGGCGUGAAAUAUGUUUUGUUGCGAGUUCAGACGAGCAAGUUCACUUCUAUUUUCCUUCUGUUUGUGUCUAUUGCUUCCGUUUUCAAGAUCCAAUACGAACUAAGCCGCCAAUGUAUACCCUGCUUUAGGCUGAAGUGCUAGCUGUCACUGUACACAGCAUAAAGCAGAACCAAGCGAUGGAAUAGGCACAUGUUACAUUUUGCACGCACGUGUGUUCAGGGAACGUUCUCUUUCGCUCAUCCUUCUAGUCCGUCAUACUCUGUGCAGGGUAACCUACUGGAUGCUAUUAAUGCUAACCACCCCACACAAUUCUCUACAUGUUAUUCUCUCUGAUUUGCCGCUACCGUUGCAAUUAAAUUAUUAUGUUGACGAUUCCAAUGAUGAUGACGGUAGCAAAAAAGGAGUCAUUUUAUUAGCGCCACCAGGGGAGGUUUUAUUUGUCUUUUCGUAUUCAAUUAUUUUUGCAAUAAGUUCCUACGCCACCUUACGAGCCCUGUUCUGCCUGCUGUAACGGCCUCGAUUUGUUCGUAUUAAUUGUGACGAAUCGCACAGCUUCAUAGGUAGUGUUGUUCAGCCUGUGCUGUAAAAAAGUUAAUAGAAUGCAGCAAACGAAAAACACUACAAAUAAUUGGACACACAAAGCAGGCUGUGCGAGGAGCUUGCGAGCAUAAACAUAUGUCAUGAAGGAAGUGAACAUCAGCGCUCCUUUCACCCAAGUUCUUUCUACUUCCGACCUGGUAAAAUUUUCAAGCCACAUUUCUGGCUUUUAGUACCGGUCCGUUUCCAUGUAUUAUCAUGCGAACAAAUAAAGAAAUACUUUGAUUUACUCUUCCCCAUA